This is a messenger RNA of Xenopus laevis (African clawed frog), 4275 nucleotides long. RefSeq names its product acyl-CoA dehydrogenase family member 10 L homeolog (gene acad10.L). Lineage: Eukaryota; Metazoa; Chordata; Amphibia; Anura; Pipidae. The transcript has 22 exons. The record is from RefSeq and is a predicted model, not a curated record. The coding region runs from base 287 to 3466 and encodes 1059 amino acids. Gene Ontology annotation, molecular function: oxidoreductase activity, acting on the CH-CH group of donors; flavin adenine dinucleotide binding.
CUGUAAGAACACUGUUGCUGUUUGAGCUCCUAUCUCUAUGGCAGAAAGAGAGAGCUGAGUGCCAACAUUCUGGAGCUUGCAGAGAAGCAGACCAUGAGAGAGACAAAGUAGUGCUGUGCUCUAGGACUGCUCCUCCAAUCUAUCUUCUACCAUGGCUCCACCCCUCCCACUCCUCUCCUUGGCAGGGGACAAUUGUGUGAGGGGAAGAUCGGGGCUGCGCAUUAGUAAUCUCUCCUCCCCCCGCUGCUGACGACAGUGGAAGUGACAGCCGAGAGCUGGUGAUGAAAUGAUGAUAAACAGAGUUUUAAAAACAUCCUGCCUGAGCUAUACAAAGGCAACUGCAAUAUGGAGCAGCUUUCUAUUUCAGCAGCAUAGUUCAGUAAGAUGCAGCCAUACUGUUUCAACAGGGUAUAAGGCUGUUAUUUUUGAUAUGGGAGGGGUGCUGCUUCCUUCGCCUUACAAAAUGAUACAAGAGUGGGAAAUUCAUAACAAAGUUCCACCUGGUACAUUAAAGCAAGCCAUUCGAUCAGGUGGGAACAGAGGACCUUGGAUGAAGUAUAUGAGAGGAGAAUUGACUGCAGAACUCUUUGUAGAGCAAUUUGGGGAGCAGUGUUCAAAUAUUGCUGGUCUACCUGUCCCAAUUUUCAGAUUCCUUACAGAUUUCACAAAUGGACCAAUGAUAGAACAGCAUUCAUGCAUGACCCAGGCUAUACGCUGUAUCCGCUCCGAGGGUCUCAAAACAGCUGUUUUAAGCAACAACUUCUUUUUGCACAAUGGGAAAAGCUUUCUGCCUUUGAAUCGUUCACAGUUUGAUGUGAUUGUUGAGUCUUGCAUUGAAGGUGUAUGUAAACCAGACCCUCAGAUCUAUCAACUUUGCGUGGAGCGGCUUAGUGUUCAGCCAAGAGAUUCCAUCUUCUUAGAUGAUCUUGAACAGAAUAUAAGAGCUGCUGCACAGCUGGGCUUUAGUACAAUAAAGGUGGAUGAUCCAAGAGAAGCUCUUGAGCAAUUAGAAAAGCAAUUAGGAUUCCCAUUAAAAGAUUUUGUUCCAAACACUCGCUCUUUGAGACCAGCAAUGGAAAUUCCAAGAGAUCCUUUGAAGAAGUAUCUGGAAAACAUUUUAGGGGAAAGAAUAUCAGGCCAACUAACUCUACGACAGUUUAGCCAUGGACAGUCCAACCCCACAUAUUAUGUUGUAUUUAAUGGAAAAGAAUAUGUGUUGCGGAAAAAACCUCCAGGGAAACUUCUACCUGCAGCACAUGCUAUUGAAAGAGAGUAUAGGAUAAUGAAAGCCCUUAGUGAGGCUGGUGUUCCUGUUCCCAGAGUGCUUCAUCUUUGUGAAGAUUCCAGCAUUAUUGGCACCCCAUUCUAUGUUAUGGAGUAUUUAACUGGACGCAUCUUCAAAGACCCUGCCUUACCAGGAAUGGAGACAAAGCAGCGUUCUGCAAUAUAUUCAGCAAUGAAUCAAGCUCUGUGUAAAAUCCAUAAUGUGGAUAUUAAGACAGCUGGAGUAGAGGAUUAUGGAAAACAUGGGGCUUAUAUUGAACGUCAAGUUCAGAUCUGGACUAAGCAGUAUAGACUUAGUGAGACACACACUGUCCCAGCUAUGGAGAGGCUAAUUGAGUGGCUUCCACUGCAUCUUCCCAAGGAACAGAAAACCACAGUGGUACAUGGAGAUUUCAGGUUGGAUAAUUUAAUUUUUCACCCCGAGGAACCCAAGGUUCUUGGUAUUUUGGACUGGGAAUUGUCCACACUAGGGGAUCCUAUUUCUGAUGUGGCAUACAGCUGCUUGGCUCAUUACCUCCCUUCUGAUCUUCCAAUUCAAAAAGGCCUUAAAAACUGUGACCUCACAGCACUUGGAAUUCCAACAACUGAGGAAUAUUUCCAACAGUACUGCAACAACAUGGGAAUACCAAAGAUUCACAACUGGAAUUUCUAUAUGGCAUUCUCCUUUUUCAGGGUGGCAGCUAUACUACAGGGUGUAUACAAGCGAUCACUCACAGGACAGGCAAGUUCGUCAGAUGCAUCAAGUGGUGGAAAACUUGUGAAUGUUAUGGCUGACAUAGCUUGGGAUUUUGCAACUAAGGAAGGAUUUCGUAUCUUCAGUUCUCAAUCAGGAACAAGUUCUAACAACCCAUCAUCAAGGUCAUAUAGUACAUGCAGUAGAAUGGCUGUACAAAGUGGAUCCCCAAAGACUGCCUUUCCUACAUUAACCAAGACUUCUCAGUACUCCCAGUCAAGGAGUGGCCUGAUACUUUCUCAUAAAGAACUUUCUGGGGAAGCGCUGGAUCUGUACCAAAAAGUUAAGCAGUUUAUUGAAAUGUAUAUAUAUCCCGCUGAGCAAGAAUUUAGAAAUUAUCAGUCGUCUGAGAAGAGAUGGACACCACAUCCAUUCAUAGAAGAGCUGAAGGAAAAGGCCAAAUUACAAGGAUUAUGGAAUCUUUUUCUUCCUUUGGAGAGUGACCCAGAAGGCAAAUAUGGUGCACGACUUACAAAUAUGGAAUAUGCUCACCUUUGUGAAUUAAUGGGGACAUCUCUCUAUGCACCAGAGAUAUUUAACUGCUCAGCCCCUGAUACAGGAAACAUGGAAGUACUGGUUCGAUAUGGAACAGAAGAUCAGAAAGUACUCUGGCUGAAACCCUUGUUAGAAGGAGAGAUCAGGUCCUGUUUUGCUAUGACUGAGCCACAGGUUGCUUCUUCUGAUGCCACAAAUAUUGAGUCCUCCAUUAAAGAAGACGGUGAUUCAUAUAUAAUUAAUGGUCACAAAUGGUGGACUUCAGGUGCAUUGGAUCCUCGUUGUAAAAUAUGCAUCUUUAUGGGAAAGACAGACCCAGAAGCUCCUCGCCAUAAACAGCAGACCAUGAUCCUGAUUCCAAUGGACACUGCUGGAAUAAAACUCACAAGACCACUGACAGUGUAUGGAUUAGAUGAUGCUCCAGCUGGACAUGGCGAGAUCCAUUUUGACAAUGUACGAGUGCCCAAGGAAAAUAUAUUGCUGGGACGUGGCAGGGGAUUUGAAAUUGCACAAGGCAGACUUGGUCCAGGACGAAUACACCACUGUAUGAGGCUUGUAGGAAAUGCCGAGAGGUCUUUAAGUCUCAUGAAGCAGCGAGUGAAGACAAGAAUAGCUUUUGGCAAGCCUUUAGUUGAGCAAGGGACUAUUCUAGCAGGCAUUGCACAAUCCAGAGCAGAAAUCGAGCAAGCCAGAUUGCUGGUACUAAAAGCGGCCCAUCUCAUGGAUACAGUUGGCAAUAAGACAGCUGCUCUGGAAAUUUCCUUGAUUAAAAUGGUUGCUCCAACCAUGGCCUAUCGUGUUGUUGAUCGUGCUAUUCAGGCUUUUGGUGCCGCGGGUCUCAGCAGUGACUUUCCACUUGCUCAGUUCCAUGCAUGGGCCCGAGCGCUACGACUUGCUGAUGGACCAGAUGAAGUUCACCAAGCAGCUGUGGCUAAAAUUGAAUUGAAACAUUAGUCAGUCUUUCUUCCAAAAUAAUGCAAUCAACAGGUCUGUUAUCCUGUGGAUGUAUUUCAACACAAACCUGCAUUAUUAAUAUAUAUACAGCUACUUUUAUAAAUCCUAUUGCUAAUGUGACUAGAUGAAGGACACUUACCUUCAUUAACAGACAUAAUUCUCAGAAUAGAAACGCUGCUAAUUAAAGAAUACAAAAAUGUAUUUUCAUUUAUAUAUUCUUAUUUUUAAAAUGAUACUGACAUGUUCCUAUAAAAACCUGGAAUGGGUAUCAAUUUAAAAAGUGCUACAUAUUCCAGGUUUUUAUAGGAUCAUGCCUGUAUCACUUUAAAAUUCUUUCUGGCAAUAAAAUUACUUUUUGAAACUGCAACUUUGCCUCCCUCUCGUUGCCACCCAUUACUAACCUAGUCUGAUUCAGCCAUUGGCGCUACAGUUGUGGGAUACAGUUCAGGGUUAGUCAAUAAAGCAAAGAUGUGUUAGGCUGCAGUUACUUUUUACACCAGUACACUAUUGGAACAGUGCCUCUAGUUUAUCAGAUCUUUGCCAGAAUUAAUACUGACAAAUUCUAAAAUGUGUCAUUAUAACUUUACAGGGAAUGGCACAAGAGGAGAUUUUGGGCAUUUAGCCACCUCUGUGUUUAGUAGCACUGUAGACAGAUUGCAGUGGAGAUCACUAAAAUCACUAAGGAUCAAAGCCUGUCUUUAGUGCUAUUAAACUCCCAGGUGGUACAACGCCAUUGCCAAUGGUGAAGAAUAAUUUCUGUUUUCUAGUUUGCCACUGAUCAUAAUUAAUAAAAAUGUUAUACUACUACA